UGUAAGUGUCACUUAGAGAUACCUUCAGAUCUGGUUAGGAGGCCAGGAAGUGGUGGUUCCACAGGACUGCAUAUGUUUGUAUUCUUUAGAAGUUGUAGCAUUAGGAUCUGGCUUCCAAACAGCCUGAAAUUAGGUGGUAAACAAUAUCUGUUUCCUUAGAUCACUGACAGGUCUUGACACACUCUCAACAACAGGGGCAUAUCAACAAUGAAUUAGGCAGUUUGGACAAUCAAAAAGGUCCAAGAGAUAACCAAGAGCUACGGGGAGGUUAAAUGAUGAGGUUCAUCACUUAAACAAGGAUAUUCUUUUAAGGUAAGAGAAGUAACUAUUUCAUGUGAUACAUAGAAAGAAACACAGAGAGUCAAACAAAAUGAGGAAAUGGAGAGAUAAGUUCCAAAUGAAAGAACAAGAUAAAACCUCAGAAAAUAUCUUAAUGAUAUGAAGAUUAAAAUCUACCUGAUAAAGAACUCAAAGUAAUGGUCACAAAGAUUCUCACCAAACUCAGAAUGGAUAAACACAAUGAGCACUUCAACAAAGAGAAAGAAAACCUAAGGAAGUGUCAAAAGUAAGUCACAGAGCUAAAGAAUACAAUAAAUAAAUUGAAAAAUACUUCAGAGGAGUUCAACAUCAGACUGGAUAAAGCAGAAUGGAUCAGUGAACUGGAAGGUAUGCACUGGAACCCAGCCAGGCUGGGAACCAAAAAGAAAAAAACAAAUUUAAAAAGUGAAGAUAGCUUAAGGGGCUUAUGGGACAACACCAAGUAGGAUAACAUUCACAUUGUAAGGUUCCCCAAAGAAGAGAGAGACAAAGGGGCAGACAAUCUAGUUGAAGAAAUAAUUACAAAAACAAAUUGUUACACACAAAAGAAACCUCAUAAGGCUAUCAGAUUCAUCAACAGAAACUUUGCAAGCCAGAAGAAAGUGGCAUGACAUAUUCGAAGUGCUAAAAGGAAAAAAACUUACAACCAAGAAUACUGUACUUGGCAAGGUUAUUAUUCAGACUUGGAGGAGAGGUAAAGAGUUUCCCACACAAACAAAAGCUAAAGGAGUUCAUUACUACUAAAUCAGACCUUAUAAGAAAUAUUAAAAGAACUUGGGGUGCCUGGGCGGCUCAAUUGGUUACUCAUCUGACUCUUGAUUUCAGCUCAGGUCAUGAUUCCAGGGUCAUGAUAUUAAGCCCCAUGUCUGGCCCGCAUUGGGCUAUGCACUGGAUGUGGAGCCUAAGAUUCUCUGUCUCCUACCCCUCUGCACCCUCCCCCACUUACACACACGCUCUCUCUCUCUAAAAAUAAAGAAUAAGAAUAAUAAAUAAUAAAUGUUAAAGGAACUUUUUAAAGUGAAAAAUAAGAAACCAUAGAAAAGUAAAAAUCUCCUGGAAAAGGUAAAUAUACACUAAAUGUACUGGAUUCAUCAAUUUUUAAGCUAGUAAAAAGGUUAAAAGACAAAAGUAGUAAAAUUAACUAAAACUACAAUAAUUAGUUAAGGGACAUAUGAAAUAAAAAGACGUAGAAAGUGAUAUCAAAAACACAAAAUGUGGGGAGGGGGUAAUAAGAGUUUUUGAAUGUGUUCAAAUUUAAGUUAUCAACUUGAUAGACUGUUAUAUACAUAGGAUAUAUAUGUGAACUUCAUGGCAACCAUAGGGCAAAAAUGUAGUAAAUACACAGAACAAAAUGUGAACAGAAUCUAAACAUAACCCUAAAUAGAAAGUCAUCAAACCACAAAGCAAGGGAGAAAAAGAAGAAAGGAAGAGAGAGAAACUAUAAAACCAGCUGGAAAACCAUUAACAAAGUGGCAAUUAGUACAUACUUAGCAAUAAUUACUUUAAAUGUAGUGGACUAAAUUCUCAAAUUAGAAGAUAGUGUGGCUGAAUGGAUUUUUUAAAAGAUGCAUUUAUAUAUUGCCUACAAGAGAAUCACUUUGGAAGUAAGGACACACACAGACUGAAAAUGAAGAGAUGGAAAAAGAUAUUACAUGCAAAUGGAAAUGAAAAGAAAGUUGGUGUAGAUAUAUUCAUAUUAGGUAAAAUAGAAUUUAAAACAUAAAAGACAAAGCCACAAUAUAUAACAAUAAAGUGGUCAGUCAAUCAAAAAUAUAUAACAUUUUAUAGAUAUGUAUGCACCCAACAUCAGAGCAUCAAGACUUACAAAACAAUUAUUAACAGACCUAAGGGAAGAAAUGGAAAGUAAUACAAUAAUUGAAGGCAAUUUUAAUACCCCACACACAUUAAUGGAUAGAUCACCCAGACUGAAAAUUAAUAAGAAAACAGUGGCCCUAAAUGACACAUUACACCAUAUGGAUGUAAUAGAUAUAUACAGAAAAUUCCAAGUGUACAUAGAACAUUCUCCAGGACAGAUUACAUGUUAGGCAAGUCUCAAAAUUUUAAGAACAUUGAAAUCAUAUCAAGCAUGUUUUCCAAACAAAAUGGUAUGUAACUAGAAACCAAAGAUAAUUAUUGAAAAUUUAUAAACAUAUGGAGAUUAAACAACAUGCUACUGAAUAAUUUUGGGUCAUAGAGGAAAUCAAAGGAGAAAUUAAAAAAUACUUACAGAAAAAUUAAAACAGAAAUGUGACAUACCAAAAUUUAUGGAAUACAGCAAAAGCUGUUCCAAGAAAGAAGUUCAUAGGAACAUAGGGCUUUCUCAAAAAACAAGAGAUAUCUCAAUAGACAAUUUAAAUACACCUAAAGGAAGUAGAAAAAGAACAACAAAGACCAAAAAAAAAAAAAAACCAAAGUUAGUAGAAUCAUAAUAAUAAAUUAAAUAAUAAAGAUCAAAACGUGGAAAUAAUGAAAUAGAGACUAAAAAGAUAAUAGAAAAGAUAGAUGAAAACGAAAAUAAGCGCUGAUUUUUUGAAAAGAUAAAGCUGAAAAACUGUAACUGUACUUAACAAAAAAAGAGAGAAAAGACUCAAAUAAAAUUACAAGUGGCAAUGUCACCAAGUCUGCCAGAAAGGUCAGAAGGCUAAAUGAAUAUUAUCCCCAAUACCUGCCACCCCAAGGUUAAUCAGUGGUGGAAGAAUGGUAUCAGAACUGUUUGUGUCAAUUGGCCAUCUAAGUUUAAUAUUAAAAGACUGGUUAAUGAUAACAAUGCAUUGUAAAACCUUCAGAAGGAAAGGAGAAUGUUUUGUGGACCAUUUGUUUUUUGUGUCUAUGUGACAGUUUUAAGUUAUUAGUUUUUAAAAUCAGUACUUUUUAAUGGAAACAACUUGACCAAAAAUCUGUCACAGAAUUUUGAGACUCAUUAAAACAAAAGUUUAAUGAGAAAUAAAAAUUACAAGUGAAAGAGAAGUUACAACUGAUGCAAGGAAAAUACAAAGGACCAGAUGAGACGAAAGUAAGCAAAUGAGACCACAUCAAAUUAAAAAUCUUCUGCAUAGUGAAGGAAACCAUCAACAAAAUGAGAGACAGCCCACUGAGAUGGAGAAAAUAGUUUCAAAUUAUUUAUCCAAUAAGUUUUUGAUAUACAAAAUAUAUAAAGAACUCAUACAACUCAAUAACAAAAAUUUAAUUUAAAAAUGGUCAGGGAUCUGAAUAGACAUUUUUUCCAAAGAAGACAUACAGAUGGCUAACAGGCUAAGGAGAAAAUAAAAAGAUCACUGGUUGCUGGUGAGGGGAAAGAGAUGAAUGGGAAAAGCACAGAGAAUAUUUAGGUCAGUGAAAAUACUCUGAUAUUAUAAUGAUGGAUAAUGCCAUUAUACAUUUGUCCAAACCCAUAAAAUGUAUCACACCAAGAGUGAACUGUAAUGAAAACUAAGUGAUUGUAUUGUGUCACAAUUAUACUAUGUCAUAAUUAUGAUGUUUUAAUGUAUGUUCAUUCUUGGUAAAACUUGUAGCUUUCUGUUGAGUGAUGUUGAUAAUGGGAGAGACUGCAUGACUGGGGGCAAGGGCUAUAUGGGAAAUUUCUGUACCUUCCCUUCAAUUUUUCUCUGAACUGAAAACUGCUCUACAAAAAUUAGUCCUUAAGAAGAAGAAUAAGGAUUUAGGGAAAAGAAAAACUUAACCAAGGAGGUGAAAGACUUGUAUUAAAAACUACAAAACAUUGCCAUUCCUUGCUGCUGUGGACUCUGGGCCGCUGGGGUCAGUGAAGGAUCUCAAGAUGGCUGGGCAAAAACUUGUUCUAAAAUCCAUUGACUGGGUAGCUUUUGGGGAGAUCAUACCCCGAAACCAGAAAGCCAUUGCUAACUCCCUGAAAUCCUGGAAUGAGACACUUACCUCCAGGUUGGCUACUCUCCCUGAGAAACUACCUGCUAUCGACUGGGCUUACUACAAGGUCAAUGUGGCGAAAGCUGGUUUGGUAUAUGACUUUGAGAAGUUUAAUGCCCUGAAGGUUCCUGUGCCAGAGGAUAAAUAUACUGUUCAGCUGGAUGCUGAAGAAAAAGAUGUGAAAAGUUGUGCUGAGUUUUUGUCUCUCUCAAAGGCCAGGAUUGAGGAAUAUGAAAAAGAGCUGGAGAAAAUGAGGAACAUAAUUCUAUUUGAUCAGAUGACCAUUGAGGACCUGAAUGAAGUCUUCCCAGAAACCAAAUUAGACAAGAAGAAGUAUCCCUAAUGGCCUCACAAGCCAAUCGGGAAUUUAUAAACUUGAGUUAGGGAGAAAGCUCUGACCCUCGUAUUAUAAAUGCUGGACAUUAAAAAUAAUGAUAUGGUUAAAAAAAAAACUACAAAACAUUGAUGAAAGAAUGAAGACAUAAAUAAAUGGAAAUAUACCUUAUGUUUAUAGAUUGGAAGACUUAAUAUUCUUAAUAUGUCCAUACUAA
Mirounga angustirostris (Northern elephant seal) is the source of this 4751-nucleotide messenger RNA. RefSeq names its product ATP synthase subunit d, mitochondrial-like. Lineage: Eukaryota; Metazoa; Chordata; Mammalia; Carnivora; Phocidae. The record is from RefSeq and is a predicted model, not a curated record. Gene Ontology annotation, biological process: proton motive force-driven ATP synthesis. Gene Ontology annotation, molecular function: proton-transporting ATP synthase activity, rotational mechanism. The transcript has a single exon. The coding region runs from base 4094 to 4543 and encodes 149 amino acids.